GUCCGGGUCACCCAGAUACAAGGAAUGAAAACUGUCAUCAACGAAUACGAUGUCCGGUCUGAGAUCCUGAACACCGGGAUGGGAGUCAGCAACCCCGAGCAUCUGGACCUUCUUAGGGAGCUGUGUCAAGAAGAUCUGGCCAACAGCAGCAAAUAUGUGGACUCCGAAUUUAGCUUCCACCCUCAUAUCCGCUGGUACCAGACGUGUGACUCUGUGAUCGUGAAGGUGAAGCUGGUGAACCCGGAGAGUCAGAACUUUGAAUUCUACCCGGACAGAGUCACGAUCUCAGCCGAUAUCUCCCGUUGGGAAAUGAUUUCUAACGAGCCGGUCCUCAAACUGGUGAAGCAACAACCGGGACACUGGGACAGGCUGGUCAGGACCAAGGUCUGUUUCCAGGUUCACGCGGGUGGAGGUCAUUUCCAGAAGUACUGGGUUGUGGUGGAGGGGUAA
Molecule: messenger RNA, 450 nt
Organism: Menidia menidia (Atlantic silverside)
Lineage: Eukaryota; Metazoa; Chordata; Actinopteri; Atheriniformes; Atherinopsidae
Source: the annotation of a GenBank genome assembly